UAGUCCCUUGUAUACGUGGCACGCUAUGGCAAUUACUGCCUACAGAGGGAGCUGUGUUAUGGGGCGGAGGUAACGCUUGCACUUCUUCGAUGAAGAGGUAGCGUCUGAAAAAACUCAAGGCGACAGGUCAGAUUUUUGUCAGUUAGAAUUCUAGGAAACUACAGUGGCACCAGCAGUACCAGACUCAGAGCGUGACAUGGGGCAGAAUGAUCUGAUGAGCAAUGCGGAGGACGUGGCAGACCAGUUCCUGAGAGUGACCAAACAAUACCUUCCUCACGUGGCACGCCUGUGUCUGAUCAGCACCUUCCUGGAGGACGGCAUUCGCAUGUGGUUCCAGUGGAAUGAGCAGCGGGACUACAUUGAGGCCACCUGGAGCUGUGGUUACUUUCUGGCUGCCUGCUUCGUGUUACUGAACCUGCUAGGACAGCUAGGUGGCUGUGUCCUUAUCCUCAGUAGGAAUUGUGUCCAGUAUGCUUGCUUUGCAUUAUUUGGAAUCCUUUCUUUACAGACAAUUGCCUACAGCAUUUUAUGGGAUCUUAAAUUCUUGAUGAGGUUUUUAUAUCACCAAUCAUAUAGAGUGGUUCCAAUGACAAAUUUGACGCGAGCCCGCCCGUUCCUGGUGGCUUUCUUCAACGAAGAUGGCUGACAACAUUACGGGGGAAGCAGAUGGACUUCUGAGCAAACCAGGCUGUCGUCUUGGAAAACAGUGGAUGGGAAGAAUCUAGCUAGCAUUUACUGCAAAUUGAAUGUACAAUUGUGUAAGCUUUGGGGCGGCAGGGUAGCCUAUUGGUUAGAGCGUUGGAAUAGUAACAAAGGUUGCAAGUUCGAAUCUGCGAGCUAACAAGUUACAAGUCUGUUGUUCCGUGCCUAAACAAGGCAGUCAACCCUAGGAACGCACUGUUCCUAGGCCGUCAUUGGAAAUAAGAAUUUGUUCUUACCUGACUUGCCUAGAUAAAUAAAGGUGUUAAAAAAUAAAUAAUAAUAAUUGGCCAAGUUAAAUAAAGGUAAAAUAAAAGCUUGCCAUGUAAUGCAGCUGAAGUAACAUAGCUAGCUAACUAUUUACUUGCUUAUUGUGUAGUGGAGGAUAAAAUAACUGUAUGCCUAUGGAUGUGUAGCUAGCUACAGUAUGUAGCUGAUCUGUGUAAGGACCCCAAGAUGUUAGCUUCUGAACUAAUAUUCAUACCAAUCUAUGAACCUCGGCUAUCAGAGUUGUUGUAUCAACUUCAAGUCCGAAUGCCAUUAAUAAAGCCUAUGGAUUGAGUAGAAUAUACAGUUGAAGUCGGAAGUUUACAUAGACUUAGGUUGAAGUCAUUAACUUGUUUUUCAACCACUCCACAAAUGUAUUGUUAACAAACUAUAGUUUUGGCAAGUCUGCUAGGACAUCUACUGUGUGCAUGACACAAGUAAUUUUUCCAACAAUUGUUUACAGACAGAUUAUUUAACUUAUAAUUCACUGUAUCACAAUUCCAGUGGGUCAGAUGUUUACAUACAAAAUUAUUUAAUGGCUUUAGAAGCUUCUGAUAGGCUAAUUGACAUAAUUUGAGUCAAUUGGAGGUGUAGAUGUAUUUCAAGGCAUACCUUCAAACUCAGUGCCUCUUUGCUUGACAUCAUGGGAAAAUCAAAAGAAAUCAGCCAAGACCUCAGAAAAAGAAUUGUAGACCUCCACAAGUAUGGUUCAUCCUUGGGACCAUGCAGCCUUCAUACCGCUCAGGAAGGAGACUCAUUCUGUCUCUUAGAGAUGAACGUACUUUGGUGAUUAGUGCAAAUGAAUCCCAGAACAACAGCAAAGGACCUUGUGAAGAUGCUGGAGGAAACGGGUACCAAAGUAUCUAUAUCCACAGUAAAACGACUCCAAUAUCGACAUAACCUGAAAAGCCGCUCAGCAAGGAAGAAGCCACUGCUCCAAAAUCGCCAUAAAAAAGCCAGACUAUGGUUUGCAACUGCACAUGGGGACAAAGGUUGUACUUUUUGGAGAUAUGUCCUCUGGUCUGAUGAAACGAAAGUAGAACUGUUUGGCCAUAAUGACCAUUGUUAAUUUUGAAGGAAAAGGGGGAGGCUGGCAAGUGGAAGAACACCAUCCCAACUGAAGCACCCCCCGUGGUAAGCAUGUUGUGGGGGUGCUUUGCUGCAGGAGGGACAAAAUAGAUGGCAUCAUGAGGAAGGAAAAUUGUGAAUAUUAUUGAAGUAACAUCUCAAGACAUCAGUGGAAGUUAAAGCUUGAUCGCAAAUGGGUCUUCCAAAUGGACUAUGACCCCAAGUUAAGGACAACAAAAUCAAGGUAUUGGAGUGGUAUCACAAAGCCCUGAGCUCAAACCUACAGAAAAUUAGUGGGUAGAACUGAAAAGGCGUGUGCGAGCAAGGAGGCCGACAAUCCUGAUUCAGUUACACCCGCUCUGUCAGGAGGAAUGUGCCAAAAUUCACUUAUUGUGGAAGGCUACCUGAAAUGCUUGACCCAAGUUAAGCAAUUUGAAGGCAAUGCUAUCAAAUACUAAUUGAGUGUAUUGUCAACUUCUGACCCUCUGGGAAUGUGAUGAAAUAAAUAAAUCAUACUCUAUCUACUAUUUUUCUGACAUUUCACAUUCUUAAAAUAAAGUGAUGAUCCUAACUGACAGGGAAUUUUUACUAGGAUAACAUUUUUGUAAUUGUGGAACUGAGUUUAAAUGUAUUUGACUAAGGUGUAUGUAAACUUCCGACUUCAACUGGAAUAACUUUGUGCCAAGGAUGCAAGUCCUAUAUAUAGUGGGGCAAAAAAGUAUUUAGUCAGCCACCAAUUAUGCAAGUUCUCCCACUUAAAAAGAUGAGGCCUGUAAUUUUCAUCAAAAGUACACUUCAACUAUGACAGACCAAAUGAGGAGAGAAAUUCCUGAAAAUCACAUUGUAGGAUUUAUUUGCAAAUUAUGGUGGAAAAUAAGUAUUUGGUCAAUAACAAAAGUAUCUCUAAUGUUAUAUACCCUUUUUUGGGCAAUGACAGAGGUCAAACGUUUUCUGUUAGUCUUCAAGGUUUUCACACACUGUUGCUGGUAUUUUGGCCCAUUCCUCCAUGCAGAUCUCCUCUAGAGCAGUGAUGUUUUGGGGCUGUUGCUGGGCCACACGGACUUUCAGCUCCCUCCAAAGAUUUUCUAUGGGGUUGAGACUGGCUAGGCCACUCCAGGACUUUGAAAUGCUUCUUACGAAGCCACUCUUUCGUUGCUCGGGAAGUGUGUUUGGGAUCAUUGUCAUGCUGAAAGACCCAGCCACGUUUCAUCUUCCAAUGCCCUUGCUGAUGGAAGGAGGUUUUCACUCAAAAUCUCACGAUACAUGGCCACAUUCAUUCUUUCCUUUACACGGGUCAGUCGUCCUGGUCCCUUUGCAGAAAAACAGCCCUAAAGCAUGUUUCCACCCCCAUGCUUCACAGUAGGUAUGGUGUUCUUUGGAUGCAACUCGGCAUUCUUUGUCCUCCAAACACGACGAGUUGAGUUUUUCGCUAGGAACCCCAGAUGGGGGGAGAUUAUCAGGGGUCUUGUAUGUCUUCCAUUUCCUAAUAAUUGCUCCCACAGUUGAUUUCUUCAAACCAAGCUGCUUACCUAUUGCAGAUGUCUUCCCAGCCUGGUGCAGGUCUACAAUUUUGUUUCUGGUGUCCUUUGACAGCUCUUUGGUCUUGGCCAUAGUGGAGUUUGGAGUGUGACUGUUUGAGGUUGUGGACUGUCUUUUAUACUGAUAAGUUCAAAAAGGUGCCGUUAAUACAGUUAAUGAGUGGAGGACAGAGGAGCCUCUUAAAGAAGUUACAGGUCUGUGAGAGCCAGAAAUCUUGCUUGUUUGUAGGUGACCAAAUACUUAUUUUCCACCAUAAUUUGCAAAUAAAUUCAUAAAAAAUCCUACAAUGAGAUUUUCUGGAUUUUUUUUCUCUCAUUUUGUCUGACAGUUGAAGUGAUGCUGUAUGAUGAAAAUUACAGGCCUCAUCUCUUUAAGUGGGAGAACUUGCACAAUUGGUGGCUGACUAAAUACUUUUUUGCCCAACUGUACAUGUACUGUAGUUAUUACCACGCAUGCGAUCCCCACAUUGUAGCCUGUACAUUGAGUAUAUUCACUGAUCAUGUACUCUUCCUUGGCAAAUAAAGGUGUGGUUCAGGUAUGAA
Molecule: messenger RNA, 4115 nt
Organism: Oncorhynchus keta (chum salmon)
Lineage: Eukaryota; Metazoa; Chordata; Actinopteri; Salmoniformes; Salmonidae
Gene: surf4l
Product: surfeit 4, like
Exons: 6
Coding region: 197-646 (149 amino acids)
Biological process (GO): Golgi organization
Cellular component (GO): endoplasmic reticulum-Golgi intermediate compartment; endoplasmic reticulum; membrane
Source: RefSeq, a predicted model, not a curated record